AUGGGAUUUUUUGCAAUUGUAGAUUUUACAAAAUUCUUUGACUUGCAAUAUGUAAAACCUUGGACUAGGUGUCCUCCUUUUUUGAUUGGAAUAGCUGUAGGAUACGGACUAGCACUUGGAAAAAAGCCAAGGAUAAGCAAGUUCUUCGUGGCACCACUAUGGAUGUUAGCAGCUGCGAUUGCCUUAGCUUCUCUAUAUGGUCCUCAUAACUAUAUAAAAGGAGAUAACAAUUGGGGCGUAGUCACCCGAGCCACGUACAACAAUUUCUCCCGAAUUGGAUGGACUUUAGCAGUAUGUUGGGUUAUCGUGGCGAACCAUUGGGGAUGGGGAGGGUUGAUCGCCUCAUUUAUGGAUCAUCCAAUAUGGCAACCAUUAGGAAGAUUAUCAUACUGCGGAUACAUUGUACACUAUUUUCUUAUACGCUAUGUUUACAAUCUAGAUGAUCGACCAGCGCAUUUCACCUCCAUUUGGCGAACGUACAUACACAAGGUCAUUCCCAUCGUUGUUGUUUCUUACGUAUUCGCUUUCUUCUGGAGUUGUCUCUUUGAAGUGCCCAUAGUAAAACUGGAAAAAAUGCUGACUGCCGAGUUAACUCCGAAAAAAUCUUCUCAGAAGCAUAAGCCUGGAAGUUGCGAGUUUGCUGAAGCUGCUGGGAUGAAGACAGGAAAAACCUUGAUUUCAAAUGGAGAUGUAGACAAAGAAAGAGUCAAUGGUGACGAAGAGCCAAGAUUGGCUGUCGAGAAGAACUCUGAUGGUAGUGCAGAGCUGACCAGUGUAAGAGUGAGAUAAUA
This is a messenger RNA of Strongylus vulgaris, 791 nucleotides long. The record is from the annotation of a GenBank genome assembly. NCBI's taxonomy places the organism in Eukaryota, Metazoa, Nematoda, Chromadorea, Rhabditida, Strongylidae.